Molecule: messenger RNA, 1458 nt
Organism: Fonsecaea multimorphosa CBS 102226
Lineage: Eukaryota; Fungi; Ascomycota; Eurotiomycetes; Chaetothyriales; Herpotrichiellaceae
Exons: 3
Coding region: 1-1458 (485 amino acids)
Biological process (GO): regulation of transcription by RNA polymerase II
Cellular component (GO): nucleus
Molecular function (GO): DNA-binding transcription factor activity, RNA polymerase II-specific; RNA polymerase II cis-regulatory region sequence-specific DNA binding
Source: RefSeq, a predicted model, not a curated record
AUGGCUGAAGACUCUGUCACGGGACGCCCGCCGUCGCCUCCUCAUUCAAGCGACGGCCAUUACAGCCAGGGCGACAAUAACCGACCGAGAGCGCCCGUUGUUGUGAAGCCCGAGCCAUUCACGCCGCCAAUGCCCCCGGCAUCAAUCAUGUCAGACAUUAGCUCCCAACAAACAUAUGGUUCUUACGAUGACCCGUCCCUAUAUCAUACAGCACCAACUCCGGUUUACUACACACCCCAGCAAACUAUGGCAAGAUCCGUUCCAUCUCACACUCCUCCGCAAAACAUUGGCAUCCUGACACGCAGCGGUCGGACCAUCGGGACCCCGUCGAGCCCUGAAGGAACCGAAUCAUCACGUGCUUCUCUGUCACCGAAGUCGCGGAAGAAUCUCAGAAAGAAAGCGAGCAACAAAAAGGGAGGACCUGUCGUCGAGCAACCACUCAGCAUCCUGACAAAGGAUUAUACGACGCCAGUCCGGGAUAUGGCACUUUGGGUCAACCGGCCAGUGGAAGAACGGUUGGCAGAGGUAGAAAGGAAAAAAGGAUAUAUAUCCAGACCGAUGAACUCGUUCAUGCUGUACCGAUCUGCGUAUGCAGAGCGAGUGAAGCAAUUCUGCAAAGAGAACAACCACCAGGUAGUGUCGCAGGUGACGGGCGCAAGUUGGCCGCUGGAACCAAAAGAAGUCCGAGAUCUGUACGAGCGUUAUGCCAUUGUUGAACGCGACAACCAUGCCGCAGCGCACCCCAACUACAAGUUUGCACCAAACAAGGCAGGGAAGAGGACAAGAACCGAAGGCGACGUCAGUGACAGCGAUCCCGAGUGGGAAGGUUCAGUCAAGAGCUCCAAGCGCAGUCGCAGCGUCCGGCGUUUCGAGAGCAGAAGUGCAUCCUCCACACCAUUCGAGGAGAGGCCAGCCGUCUACCACCGCGUGAUACCAGCACAGCAUCACUUGUCAGGAUAUGAAAUGAGCAAUCCAUACGCACCGGCUCCCAUCAUGGUCAGUUCCAAUGGUAUGGUGGGAGACUAUUAUCAAGCUGCAGCUGCCGUUGGGCCGUACGAGCAUGUACCCGAUAUCACCUAUCGAAGGCUAGAGGAUGCUUUUUCUCCAUAUCAGACGACAAUGGGCUUGGUGGCGCUGCCGCAUGCUGAGCACCAUGAGCUGCUGACGACGUACCCUGCGCCCCAGCCUGUCGCGGUGCCCGUUCAGCACGACAUGCUCGACCCUCGUCUGGGACAACUGGACCCUAAUUACCAGCUCGUGUAUUAUGAAGGCGGUGCGGAGUCGGCACAUGAAAUCCCGAGGACAAUUGCCUAUGAGUCUGCGCCACAACUCGAGUUGGGCUACCAGGCUGAGGUUUACCAUCCAGGUCUAGCAACUUUGACAGAGGAACAUGAUGUAUGGGCAGAUCCAGGACAGGCGGGUUCGGACUUUGAUUCGGAGUUUCAGAAGAUGAGUUGA